AUGUGGUGCUUGCAGGAUGAUGACUUGGGGGCAGAGAGCGUGGGCACAAAGGUUGACACUUGGAUGCAGGGGAGGGUGGGCGGGGCGGACGCCGCCAUCUUGGACUCCCCGUCCCAGUGCACCCACCGCACCCACACCUGCCACCACGCCGCCCAUGCAUACACCGGUGUGCCCUGUGCUGCCUACAUUACCAGACCGAACCACCACCAUGCCAUCAAGGGGCCGGCUCGGCCGUUUCUUCCCAAAAUCGAUCGCGGCGGCGCACUGAUGGAGCCCGCGGUAGAUCUCAAGAACUUCGACCCGGGCCGACCGUUGACGCUCGAGCUCAACCACGGCGGACAGCGACAAGUCAUAGAGUUCCCGGCCAACAAGCUUGACAAGUCCCGCAAGUACCACGUCACUUUCACCAUCAAACCCAGUACACCACUAGAACUAGACGGGAACCCGCCGGCUCCGGCUCCACUGCGUCGCCCCAUGCCUGCCGGAAUCUCGGUUCAGGAGCUCCGGAAACAGCUCAGCGGCUUGUGAUCACCUCAUCGAAAUUCCCCGAUUGUUGCCUAGGUGGCGCGACUAUUCCCCAGAGAGAAAAUAUAUUCUGUUUCAGGGGGAGGAACGGGAUGUGGCGAAAAUUUCUGAACAGUAAAAAGGGUAGUGGAAUGUGGAUUGCUGAAUUCUUAUACAGUACUACUGUACUUUCCUCAUCAAAGCUUGGAUAACAUCUUGAUUUUCACUUCUGAGCACCGCAGAUUAUUCAUCCUGAGUUUGGCUUCCAGAAAAGGCUACUUGGUUGCCCAAAAAUAAGACUGAGGCUGUAUAAUCGAGAUCAAGUACACCAGUAUAUGUGACAACCCUUCAUUUUGAACGAACAUUUGAGAGGAUAAUUGAGCAAGGUGGAGGCAACAGUAUAUCAUACGCAAAUUUAUGUCAUAUUCUUGGAAACGUUGUAUUUAAAAACAGCUAGUAUGCAGCAGCCAGUCCUACAAUAAAUCAUCAAAUGAUGUCAAGUUAAUUUGGUGAACUGUAUUUAGAUUUUCCCAGAGGAGUAUAGGAGUUCAGGAGUCACACUAUUCAACUUUUUGCUGCAGAAAUUUUGCAUUCCUGCUCUGAUCAUGGCAUUUUUUAUGUCGCGUGUUUCCUGCGUUAACCCCCUCCCCAUUAUCCAUUUCUCAAUCAGCUUUGCUUGGUGAUCAAUUUUAUUGCACCCCUUGAUUUCUGGCUACCCUCCCCAAAGUUACCCUGAUGUCUAUCACCUUUUCCACCAUGAUAACCACUUGACUUAUCAUUCUCUGCUACAGCACAGCAAUUAUAUAGGAAAACAAUUCUUCAGCACAUAAAGAAAAAAUAUGUGCGGUUUGCAAAUUUCAGACACUGUAAUUUAAUGUACAGUAGAAUGUUUCAUUACAAUGAAUCUUGCUGAAUUCUUGCCAUGAAAAAUUCUUAUAAUAAAUUUCCCUGCUGCAUGUGUAUCUUGAGAGUGAGUUGAAAUUGGUAUGCUAUUUUUUCAAAAGUAAAAAAAUUAAGGUCCUAUAGGGUGCUGAGUUUGUCGAGAUUAUAUCUUGUUGAUCAAAUAAUAGUGAGUAAAGUAUAAAAAGACGUUAAUAUUUUACGAUAUCAGUAAAAACAACAUGGAAACCGUACACUGCUGUAUAUAGUUUUGAAAUGACUGAGAAACUUUGAAAGGAGUUCUUCCAAAAACUUAAUGCAUGCGGAAAGCACAUUGUUUGGACGUAAUCAAAAUGCUGGUUAUCAUGGUGAGAAGGUGCUAACAAAUUUCAUCAUAAGCUUUAUCUCGAAAAAAAUCCCCGUCUAUGAAUAUUUUUCCAUGUGCGGUAUUUAGAUUCGAGGUUACCCCAAGUUGCAAGUUCCCCAUCGACUUGCUUUUUAAAAUUCUUGAAGCAAUCCAAUUCGUUGAAAAGUAAAGUUGGGAUUGAUGGAAAUCCUUAUUCUGUUGCACGAUCAAGUUCGGUGAGAUGGUUUGAUGCCGAUUGGAAUAAAAAUGUCACUUUGUUGUCAUUUUGAAGAAAUUCAUUUUUAAAUACAUGCA
Molecule: messenger RNA, 2044 nt
Organism: Notodromas monacha
Lineage: Eukaryota; Metazoa; Arthropoda; Ostracoda; Podocopida; Cyprididae
Source: the annotation of a GenBank genome assembly